This is a messenger RNA of Daldinia childiae, 2433 nucleotides long. Its product is annotated as putative mitochondrial carnitine O-acetyltransferase. Gene Ontology annotation, cellular component: mitochondrion. NCBI's taxonomy places the organism in Eukaryota, Fungi, Ascomycota, Sordariomycetes, Xylariales, Hypoxylaceae. The coding region runs from base 1 to 2433 and encodes 810 amino acids. Gene Ontology annotation, molecular function: carnitine O-acetyltransferase activity. The record is from RefSeq and is a predicted model, not a curated record. Gene Ontology annotation, biological process: carnitine metabolic process. The transcript has 5 exons.
AUGCCUACUCAAGUUCGUAUUUUUGCUAUGCCAAAGUCUCUUGGCGAGACUCUUAGUGGCAGCUCAUCAACACCUACGCCUUCUUCUACCCAAGAACGCAAAAACGAGAGGCCGGCGAGUCCUGAACUCAGGGGCCGAGUUCCAAUAAUGGAGACGAUACCAGAGAGGCCCAAGGAAGGCGGAAUUACGUUUGCUCAUCAAGAUAGUUUGCCUAAGCUACCUAUACCGGACCUAGAACAAACGUGCAAGAAGUACCUAGCCGCACUGAAGCCACUGCAAGGACCCAGAGAGCAUUCCGAAACGAAGCUCGCUAUCCAAGAGUUCUUGAAGAAAGAUGGUCCAGAACUUCAGAGGAAAUUACAAGAGUAUGCAAUCGGAAAAACCAGUUAUAUAGAACAAUUCUGGUAUGAUUCGUACCUAAAUUUCGAUAAUCCUGUCGUCCUAAACCUGAACCCUUUUUUCUUAUUAGAGGAUGACCCCACGCCUGCGAGGAAUAACCAGGUUACUCGUGCUGCAUCCCUCGUCGUAUCUGCGCUAGAAUUUGUGCGAGCAGUACGCCGAGAGGAAUUGCCACCGGAUACAGUUAAAGGCAUACCGCUAGAUAUGUAUCAAUAUUCACGGCUCUUUGGCACUGCUCGUGUACCGACUGAAAAUGGCUGCCAAAUCGAACAGGACCCUGAAUCUAAGCACGUUGUUGUAUUAUGCCACGGCCAAUUCUACUGGUUUGACGUACUAGAUGACAACUCGGACCUUAUUAUGAGCGAAAGAGAUAUUUCGAUCAAUCUCCAAACAAUAAUAGACGAUGCAGCUCAAACGCCCAUCCAGGAAGCCGCCAAAGGGGCUCUUGGAAUUCUAAGCACAGAAAAUCGAAAGAUCUGGUCUGGGUUAAGGGAUGUUCUUACUAAGGAGGAGGGGUCCAAUAACGCAGACUGUCUCGGUAUUGUCGACUCGGCUUUAUUUGUGUUAUGUCUCGACUACACGGAGCCCUCUACGGCAGCUGCACUGUGCCAGAAUAUGCUUUGCGGUACGAACGACGUAGUGAAGGGAGUACAAAUUGGCACUUGCAUAAAUAGAUGGUACGAUAAACUUCAGAUCAUUGUGUGCAAAAACGGAAGUGCGGGUAUCAAUUUUGAGCAUACCGGCGUUGAUGGUCACACCGUACUUCGAUUCGCCAGUGACCUUUACACAGACACCAUAUUACGCUUCGCAAGGACUAUCAAUGGCCAAGCCCCCAGUCUCUGGAAAACGGCAAGUCCGGACCCGUCGAAGCGUGAUCCGGAGAGUUUUGGGGACGUUACCACGACUCCUCAUAAAUUAGAAUGGGACAUAUCACCAGAGCUUAAUAUUGCUAUACGGUUUGCCGAAACUCGACUUGCAGAUCUCAUCAGCCAGAACGAAUUUGAAUGCCUGGACUUCAGCGCUUACGGUAAGAAUUAUAUCACCUCUGCAGGCUUUUCUCCAGAUGCUUUUGUCCAGAUGGCCUUCCAAGCAGCCUACUAUGGGCUAUAUGGGCGAGUCGAAUGCACUUACGAGCCAGCCAUGACCAAGGCCUACCUCCACGAUAAUCCUGCGGAGGCGAAAGUAGAGGCUCUACGUAAAGCAUGCCAGCAGCAUGUUAACGCCACUAAGGAAUGUUCGAAAGGACGGGGUUGCGAUCGGCAUUUAUACGCCUUAUUCUGUGUGUGGCAAAGGUUUCUAGACGGAGAUAGUCGUUCGGGUAGUAGCCUGGGGUACUCGAGCCCAAUGGAAACUGGCUCGGAGCAAGGCACCGAGUCCGCGGUUGGCAGUCCUGGCAAAGAAUCCGUACUAUCGAACAACGAAGAUUUGCGAAUGCGGCAGCGCGGUGAUAGCAUUAACUCGCGAUUUGCAGAUCAACAAGUACCAGCUAUCUUCGCGGACCAGGGAUGGGACAAACUAAACAACACGAUCUUAUCAACCUCCAACUGCGGGAACCCAUCGCUACGACAAUUCGGGUUCGGACCGACAUCGGGCGGCGGUUUCGGCAUCGGAUACAUUAUCAAAGAAGAGGGCAUUAAUAUGCGUGUCGAGCGAAUACUACGUAUCACGAAUAGACGUGGCACGACUUCACGGCAAACGCGCGCUCGGGAAAUCGACCCGGAUAAGCCGCGCACGGGACAUCACCAUCGUCCGAACAAAACCCGCGGCCGCAUGAUUACUGGGGCGGAUAGCUUGCGCGCGCUAGCAGCUCGGUCGUCGACCGGGACGAGGAGUCCGACGGAAGAGAGUUUGAUGAUGAGCGAGGAUGAUGAGUUGGGCGGCUACGGCUUCUUCGACGCGGGCAUGCUUUUACAAGCGCUUAAAGCACGCGGUGAAGCGCUCGACCAACAGAAUGAGACCAAGGCAUCAGAUCGGGCGGCGGCGAACGCGCGUAGGAGAGAGAUUGGGAAGAAGUUGCGGCUUGUUGAGUAUUGA